This is a messenger RNA of Pecten maximus, 2812 nucleotides long. RefSeq names its product protocadherin Fat 4-like. The transcript is spliced from 18 exons. Bases 1 to 2652 code for a protein of 883 amino acids. The record is from RefSeq and is a predicted model, not a curated record. Gene Ontology annotation, cellular component: plasma membrane. Gene Ontology annotation, biological process: homophilic cell-cell adhesion. Gene Ontology annotation, molecular function: calcium ion binding. NCBI's taxonomy places the organism in Eukaryota, Metazoa, Mollusca, Bivalvia, Pectinida, Pectinidae.
AUGGGAAUAGACGUUGGUGCUGAUUGUACAUCAGGGACGUCUGUUGGUGACAAUACUCCUUUAACAAGAAAUUCAGGCGACUUUGGAGUGAAUGGUAUGAGCCUGUGGACGGAUGACGCGUUAGGAUGUACCUGUGGUGUUAUCUAUGAGUGGCUAUACUAUGCCCAAAGUGUGAACAUAGUUUAUUUUCAAGUGUGGAGAGACACUGGUGGGGAUGUUUAUGAGUUAGUUGGACAGCACCAACAUACUCCUACAGGUACUGGUAGUAAUACAGCUACUUUUACUGGCAUCAAUCGGAUCCCAGUCAACCAGGGGGAUAUCAUUGGAUGGUAUUCUCCUGUGGCGUCCGUGGUAAGCUAUAAAAACAAUGGAGGAGGUCCAGACUACCGAACGUCUACUGCUGUGGGGGCCUUGGUAGUAGGGAACACUCAUGAUUGGUCUGGCGAUGCCACGCAAUCUGGAAAGCGAUUUGGAUUCCAAGCUAUGAUACAACCAGUCGUAACACCAUUUGACAAGUGCUCUGUUGCUGCAGGUACUGCGCCAACUAUAACAAACUUGGCGCCGACGACAACCUCGAUCAGCGACACCUCACAAACAGGGUUCCUCGUGUUCACCUUGGUAGUGUACGAUGAUGACGGCGACACCAUAACAACAAGUAUGACGUCAGCUUCCACUGAAUUUGCGUUCGAUGCAAAUACACUUCGGGUGACAACAGCUGUUAAUACGAUUGCUGCUGGUUCCUACCCUCUAACGUUCCGAGUACAGGAUUCUUGUGGUAAAACGGGCACCGGUACUCUGACAAUAACGGUAACGAAUUCGCCUAUCUAUAUCACCAACCUCCCUAGUUACGCCGUGGUGAGUCAGGAUAUCACCACCCAGACCCUUCUCCAUACCUUGGCCACUUCAGACGCCUCUCCGACCGACAGUAUCGCCAGCUGUAACUUGGCUGCCGCCCCGAAAUUCUCCACCGCUAUUGUCACAGGAACAACAUAUGGAAUAUACUCCAUUUUAAAUCCCGGGUUCGAUUAUCUAACGACAAAGAAGUAUCAAUUUGACGCCACAUGUACAGAUUCCUAUGGAGCCUCAGACAGCGGAACUUUCUAUGUCUACGUUACAGCCAACACUCCACCGAUAUUCACAAACCUGCCAGAUAAAGCAACGAUUGCCAGUACCAUAGCAACCGGUACCAGUGUGUUUGCUGUAACAGCUACCGAUGUUGACGUUGCUGAUACCGUCACGUUCAACGGAGUCACGUGCUUGACAGGAACCUGUCCGUUUACAAUAACCGCCGGUGGUGAAAUACAGACGAAUGCAGAUAUCUCGGCAUUAACCAUACCUGGAUAUGAAGUAUACGUCACAAUCACUGACGGAACAAACACUGUGGGACCGAGGACGCUGACUGUCAUAGUUACUGGCAUAAAUUCGCCACCUGUUAUACGGAACACACCUCUGACGUUCAGCCUGUCAUUAAUGGAGAACAGUGCAAAAAGCAACUCUAUUUAUCAGAUAAAUGCUGCAGAUCCAGACUCGGAUACGCUAACCUAUAGCAUCACCUACACACCUGCUACCGAAGGAGCUACUCUGGGCUAUUGUCCACCUUCUUCAGCCACCGUAGUAGACUAUGAGAGUUUGACCAGUAAGAGUUUUACCGCGGACAUCAGCGUUACAGACGGCGCGGCGACUGAUACCUACUCCACAUUCACCAUCGAUGUGAUUGACAUAAACGAGGCUCCAGCUUUCGGAACUACAAUCUAUUACGUCACCGGAAAUGAGGGCAGUGCAGGGGAGAGCUUUGGUAACCCUGGGUUUACUGUAACGGAUCCUGAUACUGGCGAUACACAUUCCUACACUGUCGACUGCCCUGCUAUCACCAUGGAUUCUAGUACAGGCGCUGUGACCUUAAGUGGAACCUAUGACCUUGACAUUUCUGGUACGGCGUCAGUAUUGACCUGCACUGCCACGGUAUCGGAUGGCGAGCUCACUGAUACCACUCAAUUGAUAGUCACAAUAAAUGACGUCAACGACCAUACUCCAGCAUUCUCCCAAUCGGACUAUACCAUAUAUACGACCAUAUACGGUAACGUUGGUGGGAUUAUUGGGAAUAUAGCGGCAACUGAUGGGGACUUAGGAAUCUACGGAGCAAUAUCCUACUCCAUUGACUCAUCAACACUCAACGAUACUUACUUCGGAGUGAGCGGCACAGGGGAUUUAUACCUUAAUAAGGAUCUUUCAUCAUUCGGAAAUGGGGCAUACCUCCCUUUCACUGCAACUGUAACAGACUAUGGUGGUCUAACAGAUACAGCGAAUGUUGUUGUUAUAGUAUAUAUAACAACUACCGUACCAACGACAACUACAACGGAAAGAUAUAUAACAUUUUUCGAGUACCCUCCAAACAUACCAUGGUUCACCCUUUUAUUCAUGACUGCCUUCGCUGUGGCUGCUGUGUUUUCAUACUUGGCCUAUACUCAAGGAUUCCUGAUUAACCUUACACGUGAGGAUUUUAAAUCUCUAUGCAGGGAAAAGAAAAAGGGAAACAUUAAAAGGAAACAUCCGAGGAAAAUCAAACAUUUUGCUUCCGGUCAACGGGAUCGACAGAGGGGCGUGAAAUUCGCCUCGCCUAACUUAGCUCAUCCAAUCAACACAUCACUCUGAAGACUUGGAUCCGCAUUGGAAAUCAAUCAAUAUGAAAUUCUGAAAGAAAAUUUCUACCGACCACAAUCCAUUAUCUGACACAAUUCUAACAUUUAAUUUUGAAGACUGAUUGAAUGUAUCAAUGUUUAAACGUAGUUUCUUCAUUGAUUUUUUAAGAAUA